Molecule: messenger RNA, 1082 nt
Organism: Cyprinodon tularosa
Lineage: Eukaryota; Metazoa; Chordata; Actinopteri; Cyprinodontiformes; Cyprinodontidae
Product: zinc finger protein Gfi-1b-like
Exons: 5
Coding region: 69-989 (306 amino acids)
Cellular component (GO): nucleus
Source: RefSeq, a predicted model, not a curated record
GUUGGCUUCUCAGACUCCUGCAGAUUUAUAGCGCAACACUUUUACUCCCUCAGACGCCUACUUCUGCAAUGCCGCGCUCGUUCCUCGUCAAGACCAAACGGACGCAUCUCUACAGCCCACCAAGGGAUGACUACUUCAGACAGCAGGCUGAGACUGAUGCCAAGGAGGCUACGACUGGCCACCUUGAAGAUGCUCCGAAACCUUUAUCCCCCGGGAUCAGAGACCUUCUGGCUGAUCCCUGCUCACCCAAAGAAGGGUUGGAAAACUGCUCCUACAGAACAGCAAAACACAAGCUCUGGCCUUCAGCCUCUGUGGAGAAAGAAGUCUAUCCUCCACCAGCCUCUUCAUGGUCAUCGGACCAACAACAAUCCAACAGAGAAAGAGAACUCGAGAGACUCGUCCUCUUGUUGCUCAACCACACAUCGCACACUGACCUCAAAUCGCCCGUCAGAGAUUGUCCUCUCUGUGAGAAGCAGUCUGUGUCAGAUAUCCUAAUAUCCGGCAGUCAUCCUCAGGAUCAGGUGUACAACAACCUCUCAAUCCCUUUGACAAGGUCACUGACUUCUACAGACAUGUCCCACAUGCCCUUUGGUUUCCGAGAAGCUGGCAGCUACAGUAGAGCAAAGGACCGCAGUUUUGGUUGCAAAGUGUGCGGGAAGGUCUUUAAGCGCUCGUCCACCCUGUCCACUCACCUCCUCAUCCACUCUGACACACGACCUUACCCCUGCCAGUACUGUGGCAAAAGGUUCCACCAGAAGUCUGACAUGAAGAAACACACUUUCAUACACACAGGUGAGAAACCACACGUGUGCAAGGUGUGCGGUAAAGGAUUCAGCCAGAGCUCCAACCUCAUCACCCACAGCCGAAAGCACAGCAGCUACCGGCCUUUCAGCUGCUCUCGCUGUCAGCACACUUUCCAGCGAAGGGUGGACCUGCAGCGCCACCAAGAGACUCAAUGUGGCUAUGGAGAAGCUUACGCCCAAAGAUGAGGCAAUAAACAAGAAGUGUUGGAAUAGGUGUAACUUUUCUUGUAAAUAGGCCUUUGUUUAAAGGUAGGCGCAGUAUAUGUUUUGUUUACAUGA